Molecule: messenger RNA, 1254 nt
Organism: Suillus bovinus
Lineage: Eukaryota; Fungi; Basidiomycota; Agaricomycetes; Boletales; Suillaceae
Exons: 2
Coding region: 444-851 (135 amino acids)
Source: RefSeq, a predicted model, not a curated record
AGACGAUCUGGGUGUGGGAUAUGAAGACUACCGAGACAGUGGGCGCCCCUUUCCAUGGGCACACUGAAUCCCGGUUCUGUCUGUCGCAAUCUCACGCGACAGCAAGCAAAUUGUAUCCGGUUCAUCCGACAAAACCAUCCGGGUGUGGGACAUGGAAUCUCUCAACAAGCCUUACCCUUCCAACGUCCCUGCAAUAUGCUUUCAUCUAACCCAAUAUACGCUCUUCAUUCCGCCUCCUCAUUUCUCCAGUAUUCUUCAGUUCUCUGUUGUUGCGAACAAGGAUGGAUGGGUUGUGUAUGUCCAGACGGAUGACUUCUUAUUCUAAAUCCCACGCAAUUUCCACCCGCAGUGAUGAAUGUCCCAGGCAACAUGGUCGUAAUACACGUCUUGCGCAUGGCACGUCCUAGGGAACAAAAGGCUGCCUUGAUUUCAUUAACCCUCGUAUGUCGCGUCAUAGUCAAUCUUGGAGAUUUGCACACGCACUAGUACUAUGUGUUUGCCUUGGUCAGGGGUUUAUUCAGUUCACUUCGUCACGUACAAGUCAAACUUCGCUAAUGCACAAAAUUUUCCAUGAUGCUUUGAUUUGUACUGAAACACAGCGUACAUUAUGCAUUGUCUCCACUAUCACUGUCAGCCUUAUAGAUCACAUACUGUCACUGAUUCUUCCUGUGAGCGGGAAGACAAAUGAUAUAUUCUACUGCACAUGUCCUCCUUUUCCUGCCUUACAAUUGAGUGAACACUGCAUCGAGGAGAAGAAUGACAGUGGGCUAUCGUUCAGUGACCCAAGUUUAUUCAAAAUCUCCAUGAGUUUCAUAAAAAAAACUUGUCAUUUAACGUCUUCCGCACCCUGAACCAUGUCAACAUUACCCACUGGGCUCACCUAGCGUGUCAAUUAUGUCCUAUACUACACCACAGGCGCAAAGGUUAGAACAAUAAUAGCGCAAGGUAGGUUACAUCAAUGACUAAGCACCUCCACCAGCCCGUUCAAGUCCUAGCAGCAUCCAGCAUGUUGAACUGGAACGCAACUGGAACGUCUCAUCCAACCCCUCCAACCUCAAAGGAGCCCUCUUCCCAACCUUGGCUGCCUCAGGGCAAUAUCGAUAUCGAUUAGUUCGACUUUGCUGCUGCAAAAGGAUGAGUGGUGGGUGGGUGAUGCAGAAUUAAGAUAUGUAGGGCAGAGAUACGUAGUGGUUGAUCAUGGGGUGCAGGGUGAGAUGAUCAGAUCUUGGUGUAUUGUGCACGUGACUGCGAAAU